AUGUGUAAUGUUAAACAUUUUAUUUUUUCAAGAAAUGCACAAUUAUUUUUUCAUCAUUAGUAAAGUCUGCCUCUUUUCAGCACAGUCUUACCGGGGGUUGGGGGAGGGAGACAAACAGAACAUGAAGUCUCCAAAUUUAUGUUCGUACCCUAACCCACUGAUUCUACCUCGCCGUUCAUCAUCUUCCACAACUCACAACAACGCUGUCUAUGCUCAACAACAUCCUUCUCUUCUAACUCAACAACAUUCUCUCAGGUUCGCCGUCCUCGGCGCUGGUUUCGUCGGCCUUUCUGUGGUUUGGCAUUUGUUCAAGCAAAGUUCUAAGGAGUUGAACUUAAAAAUUGAUAUAUUUGAUGAAGUGGGUAUUGGGGGUGGUGCUUCUGGAAUCUCUGGAGGUCUUCUUCAUCCUUAUUCCCCAAAAGGUACAACAUUUCUCAUUUUUCAUCUUCAACUACUGUCUAUGGAUGUAAUGGUUUAUUUUCUUCGCAUUGUUUGGAAUGUCCUGAAUGAUCUAGUUAAGCCUCUCUGGGAGGGUUCUCAGUGUUGGAAAGAAAGCAUCAAGCUUUUGAGAAUUGCCGAAGAAGCUAGUCUUUCCAAAGACUGCACAAUUGAAGACAUGAAAGCUUUUGUGGUUAAUAAAAGGGGUAUCUUACGACCGGCAAUGGAUAUGAAGAACAUGGCCAAGUUGAAUGAUAAUGCCAAGACUUGUUUUCCUUGCUGCAGAGUAGAAACACUUAAUGAUGAAGAGGCACAAGGUCUCUUACCUGGUGUAUUAUUACCAUUUGACACAGCUUUUUUUAUGCCUGAAGCGCUAAAUAUCAAUCCUCAACACUACCUCGAGGCACUUUUUCGAGCAUGUGAGAAUUUAGUGAAAGAAUCAUCUUGUCAGGGCUCUGGGGAGAAACAACUCAGUUUACACAAAAAAUCUGUCUAUGGACUUUCUGAGUUUGAAGGGGAAUACGACGCAGUCAUCAUAUGCCUGGGUGCAAAAGCGAACACCCUUCCUGAGAUUUCUGGGAGGCUUCCUUUAAGGACAUGUAGGGGUGUAAUUUUGAACAUGGAACCACCUGAUAUUACGAGGUGUUAUCCUGAGCAUGGACCUUCCAUAUUAUCAGAUGCAUGGAUAGCUGUUGAGAGCUCUCGGAGUCUAAAAGUGGGCUCAACUUGGGAGUGGAAAUCUAUAAAUUCAUCACCAGAUGUUUCAAUUGACGAAGCUUCAAACGCUCUUCACGAGCUCUUGCCGAAAGCAUCUACUAUAUAUCCUGGAAUAAAGGAUUGGGUUUUCACUGGAGCAAAAGCUGGUCUGAGGGCAAUGCCUCCACUCACUCCUCUAGGAUCGCUUCCACUUUUGGGUUGUAUUAAUGAUUUGAUAGGCAGAAAUCAUAGAUGUAAGUAUUGGUUAUUUGGAGGGUUAGGUUCAAGAGGAUUGUUAUAUCAUGGCUGGCUAGGUAAUUUGAUGGCGCAUGCCGCGCUUUCCUGUAAUGAAGGAGUAAUUCCAUCCGAGUUGACUUCUUGGAAAAACAUUAACCCCAAAUUUUAGCAUUCAACUGUAACUACUCAGAGGACAUCAUAGUUUUGCAGUAUAUUGAAAAAUA
This is a messenger RNA of Vicia villosa (hairy vetch), 1595 nucleotides long. RefSeq lists its product as uncharacterized. Bases 8 to 1540 code for a protein of 510 amino acids. The record is from RefSeq and is a predicted model, not a curated record. Gene Ontology annotation, molecular function: oxidoreductase activity. Lineage: Eukaryota; Viridiplantae; Streptophyta; Magnoliopsida; Fabales; Fabaceae. Gene Ontology annotation, cellular component: cytoplasm. The transcript is spliced from 8 exons.